AUGCUUUUUAAGCCCCUCGCCUUCGCAGCCACUGCUGCUGCAAUUCUCAUCGUCCCCGAGACCUCAAACAACGAGGAUGGCAUCUUCCGCGCUCUGCCUAUCGAGGCCAGCACCUUCGAGCUCCCCGCUAUCGCACAUAAACAGGCCAUCGAUGUUCCUUGUCUCCAGUGCCGCGGAAAAGAUACUCAUUUAGAACUCGACUUUGGUAUUAAGAACCGUCGCCUGGUCCUCAACGGCUUCGAACUCUACCCACGUGCCGACCCAUGGAAUGGUGAUCUUUCAGCUGCCGUUAUUAAGGGCAAUGGCAAGAGCGAUAUGCGCCGAUUGGGAUACGGUCUAGCUAUUCGCCCAGAGGGAAUCGACGAGGAUCAGCAUUUGGAGAUCGUCAACGUUGAAGUACGAAUUAUUGAAGUUGGCGAUCGUUUCGUCGAUGGCGUUCCUCCUGUGACAGUCAAACUUAUCAAGUCUUUGAGCGGAGAUAUUCUCAUCGGAAACAUCGAGAUUAAGGGUACUGGCGAGAAAGCACCAGAGGAUUGCGACAUGUGGUGCCGAACCAAGGACAUGGUCCACGACACUUGGAAGGGCGUCAAGGGCAAGUUCAAGGGCUGCCACGGAAUGAAGCCUCAUCAUGGCCACGAACACCACAAGCCCCACCAUGGUGCUGGCAAGGCCGAGCACAAGCCUACCGAUAACUUUAAGCAAGGCCCACUCAUGCACAAGAAGCCUGAGCAGUCCAUGGGUGAGGUCCUCAAGCACGUUGCCGCAUACAUCGUCCUCCCUGUCCUUAUGGGCGUUGCUGCUGGUGUUGGAGUUGCAUUUUUCGUCAUGUGCCUUUUCAGUAUGGUCCACCGCUUGGUUUGUCUCUUCAGAGGCGAAUCUAGUGAAUCCACUGAAUCCCUCGCUGCUUAUCAUCAGGUGCCUUUCACCGAGCUUGACGUUGAGGACGAGAAGACUGUUCUCAACAAGACUCUUCCUCAGUACGAAUCACGCAACUAG
Messenger RNA from Fusarium venenatum, 996 nucleotides. RefSeq lists its product as uncharacterized. The record is from RefSeq and is a predicted model, not a curated record. NCBI's taxonomy places the organism in Eukaryota, Fungi, Ascomycota, Sordariomycetes, Hypocreales, Nectriaceae.